This is a messenger RNA of Theobroma cacao (cacao), 1871 nucleotides long. Its product is annotated as hydroxymethylglutaryl-CoA synthase-like. NCBI's taxonomy places the organism in Eukaryota, Viridiplantae, Streptophyta, Magnoliopsida, Malvales, Malvaceae. Gene Ontology annotation, molecular function: hydroxymethylglutaryl-CoA synthase activity. The record is from RefSeq and is a predicted model, not a curated record. Gene Ontology annotation, biological process: acetyl-CoA metabolic process.
GGCAUCCCCUGUAAAUAUCUCUCAAAAACACUGGUACCAAGUUUGUUAUGUUUUUUCGCUUUCCUUCGCUUCGCUCCGGCGCACUCUCACGCUCUUCUCCCUCCCUGUCCUUCGAAUCCUUCAGAAAUCAUUUUUGUGUCUUUUCUUUUUCGUCUCUCUCGUUUUCUCGGUGUCCAAACAAGAACCUUGAACUGAAAUGGCUUCCCAUCCCGAAAACGUAGGAAUUCUCGCCAUCGAUAUCUACUUCCCUCCUACUUGUAUCCAGCAGGAAGUACUGGAGGCACACGAUGGUGCCAGCAAAGGAAAAUACACCAUUGGGCUUGGACAAGAUUGCAUGGCUUUUUGUACAGAAGUGGAAGAUGUUAUCUCAAUGAGUUUGACGGUUGUUACCUCACUGCUUGAGAAAUAUGAAAUUGAUCCAACUAAAAUCGGACGCUUAGAAGUUGGCAGUGAGACCGUCAUUGACAAGAGCAAGUCCAUCAAGACCUUCCUGAUGCAAAUCUUUGAGGAAUGUGGUAACACUGACAUUGAAGGAGUUGACUCAACAAAUGCAUGCUAUGGGGGAACUGCAGCUUUAUUCAAUUGUGUAAACUGGGUGGAAAGUAGUUCAUGGGAUGGGCGCUAUGGGCUGGUUGUGUGCACAGACAGUGCGGUAUAUGCAGAAGGGCCAGCUCGGCCUACUGGAGGCGCAGCUGCAAUUGCCAUGCUGGUUGGGCCAAAUGCACCUAUUGCUUUUGAGAGCAAAUUCAGGGGAAGUCAUAUGUCACAUGCCUAUGAUUUUUACAAGCCAAAUCUUGCAAGUGAAUACCCAGUUGUAGAUGGAAAAUUGUCUCAAACUUGUUAUCUUAUGGCACUUGAUUUGUGCUACAAACAUUUCUAUGAGAAGUUUGAGAAACUACAGGGGAGGCCAUUUUCAAUUUCAGAUGCUGAUUAUUUUGUGUUUCAUUCUCCUUAUAAUAAGCUUGUUCAGAAGAGUUUUGCUCGGCUGUUCUUCAAUGAUUUCUUAAGGAAUGCCAGUUAUAUUGAUGAGGGUGCAAAAGAGAAGCUAACCCCAUUUUCAGGCCUAUCCAAUGAUGAGAGCUAUCAGAGCCGAGAUCUUGAAAAGGCAAGUCAACAAGUAGCAAAACCUCUAUAUGAUUCAAUGGUGCAACCAUCCACCUUAUUACCAAAACAAGUUGGUAACAUGUAUACUGCGUCUCUAUAUGCAGCAUUUGCAUCCCUUCUUCACAACAAGCAUACAUCACUGGCAGGCAAACGGGUAGUAAUGUUCUCGUAUGGGAGUGGUUUAACUGCCACAAUUUUCUCCCUCAAACUUCAAGAUGGUCGACAUCCUUUCAACUUGUUGAAUAUUGCAAAACUGAUGAAUGUUUCAGAGAAGUUGAAAUUGAGACACGAGUUUCCUCCUGAAAAAUUUGUCGACACAAUGAAGCUAAUGGAGCAGCGGUAUGGAGCAAAGGACUUUGUCACAAGCAAGGACAGUAGCCUUCUAUUACCAGAUACCUACUACCUCACUAAAGUCGACUCAAUGUAUCGAAGAUUUUACAGUCGAAAGGCUAAUGCUGCUGCUGCUACACCAGAACGGUUUUGCUAAUUAAGGCCAAUUGACAACUUAAACUAGGUAAGUGCAAAGGAAAGAGAACUGGGAAAUUGUCGUGACAUAGCAAGAUAUGUUAUCUGGUUGGGGAUUUAUUGACUUUAUUUUGGCUUAUGUUCUAAAUAAUAGCAUUGAAAGAAUGGCUAGUUUAUAUUAUCUCGUCCCUCGAAGGGCUCUCACAUGUAAUCUUGUUAUUUUGAUUUGGCACAUUCGAAAUGAUUCUACAGAUUAUGACUCUUUGGCAUUUAGUCCAAGAUGGGCAGCCUUCCCAUAUCAA